AUGGACCGUCCUCCAGGAUCAAAAGAUCCAAAUCCGACAAACGUGGAAUCCAAUCUUCUACGAAACCAAGAACGCUUUACAAUUUUGGAGCCGCCAACCGAUGCCAGGGAGACCAACACUCAACAAAUCUGCAGAAAAAUAAGGAACUUCAAAAUUCUUGGUUUUCUCCUUAUCAGUGUCAUUGUCUUAUCAAUUUUCGGACUUGGUUAUCUUGUUUGGAAGAAUCAGGAACAGAAGGAAACAAUUGUUCAUUUGGAAUCGGAGAUGCAGGAACUUCUCGAUCGCUUGGAUGAUCCCACAUAUUUUGUGAACCAAACGAAAAAAGAAGAACAAAUGCUGAAAGUGGACGAGACAGAGUACUUGGAUGAGCUGUUUGCAAGAAAACGAGAGUACGAAGAGAAAAUGAGAUUGAUGAGUGAGGCAGAGAGCAAGAAGAAUGGAACAAAAUCAUCUCAUAAAGAAGAAGAAGCGAAUAUUCCAGAAUACGAGGAAGGGUUUGAGACAGACGAUGGAAUCGAAGAUGGAGAAUAUGCGGAAUAUGAAAAUGAAAAGAUCGUGGAAGCAAUCGGAAAUGCCACAGUCAUUUACGACGACGACGACGAGAAAGCGGUAGAGCUGCCUACAGAUGAUUACACUGAGGAGACUGCGCCAACGCCACCUCUGGAUUAA
This is a messenger RNA of Caenorhabditis briggsae, 669 nucleotides long. The record is from RefSeq and is a predicted model, not a curated record. Lineage: Eukaryota; Metazoa; Nematoda; Chromadorea; Rhabditida; Rhabditidae. The coding region runs from base 1 to 669 and encodes 222 amino acids. The transcript has 4 exons.